AUGGCUUUGGCUUUGGUUUUGGCUUUGGUUUUGGCUAUGGGUAUGGCUACCUACCGGGCUAUGGCUAUCGCCAUCGAUCAAGUACUACCGAUCGAUGAUCGUGCUAUCCUGCUCGCCCCCGGGGAGAGUUCUGCUCUAACUUUAGAAGUACCGACACCGAACACCGACCCUGCGUCUCUAUCCACGAUCACGAUCACGGUCACGAUCACGGUCACGAUCAAGGUCCAGGUCAAGGUCCAGGUCAAGGUCACGCCUUCACCCUUACCGGAAACCAAGCCAGGCCUUGAAGAAAAGAAGAAGAACAACAACAACAGAAAGAGGAACCUAUCGCGAGGCACAAAGACUCAUCGACGGCCCCCUCUCCCCAUCGACACCCGACGAAAUCUGGCGCAAGAAAAGUUCCGCGGCUGGGCUGGAAGGAUACCAAUAAUUAUGGAGUCGGACAAGACCGAAAGGAACCGGGCGAACAGCAUUGCAGCGGCGAACGAUCACUCGACCGCUCCCACGAACAACGAUGGCCAGAUGGCGACUCAGCCGAAGGAGUCAAGGUCUCAAGGCGCGGUAGAUCUCGGGGUCGAAGAGGCAUAUGGUAUUGCGGAACAGGGAACUAAAUCGGUCGGCAGCCCUUCCCCCAGGAAUCAUCAACCCAACUACGAGCCGAGCCAGACAGCCCCCUCGGUGGGAAGCCAGAUCAAUUACGAGCCAGCGGCAAGGAGUUCGAGAAUGAGCCACCCAAAUUAUGCUCCGGGUCAAGCAGCAACCAAUCGUGCAAGAUCGACCUUCACACCAAACCCAUCGAAGACCGCGGACAGGGACACGAGAACGAGCGUCAAGCCUAUCUCCAUAGAGCCGCCUGUGACCAAAGUGACACUGAGCGAGUUGGAUGUGACGAAGAUAGUGAAUAACCCAAAGCUCCGCCAUGAUAUAAAUUUUGACCCCGAGCUUCACUUCAGACCGAACCUCGAUGGGGAGAAAGGGAGAAGGAAGACAGAGAAGGCGAAUAACUUCUGGGAGACGAUGCGGGGGCAACUUCGAGAAUUUCUCACGAACCGCGAAACUUUUGAGAAGGAGCUCGGCGACUCGGAAUGGUGCUUGCCUGCGACGCUGAAUGCCAUCCGGGGCAUCUUGGAGACUCUGGUUCCGCAGAGAGACAAGGCCUCGGUGGAGGAGACAUUCAAUGUCGAGCUGCUCAUGCAGCAGUUUCGAAAAGGAGUGGCCGACCUGGUCAAAUUAGCGACAUGGCUUUCUCAGCUCCUCAAGUGCCACUGUGCGCCGAUGAGAGACAACUGGGUUGACGAUAUGGUCAGCCAGCUAAGCAACGGUGACAAGACGGGCGAUGUUGCCAUGUUGGUAGCCGGGAUGAAGAAUCUGAUGGGUGUUCUGGAGGCAAUGAAACUCGACGUGGCAAACCACCAGAUCAGAUGCCUUCGGCCGCUGUUGAUCGACGACACGGUCCAUUUCGAGCAGAAAUUCUUCAUGAAGAAGAUUGCAAUGGGACGCGUCGACGUCGCCGGAGCCCACGCCUGGUUCAAGCGGGCAAGUAGUUCUUCUGGCAUGCAAUCUCAGACCAUGGACUUUGUCAACGCAUUGGUACAACUCACUCUGCCCUCGAAGUCCGAGAUGUUCCCACAUACCUUUCUCUUCGACGAGGAACGACUGGUCAAGCUCCGUUCAGAUAUGCUUGACAUGAUCAACCUCGAGAUUUGUAUGCAGCUUUACCGCAAUCUGGAGUCACAGAGCCGGUCGUAUCCUACUCUAGAUGACACUCCAUCAACAUCUGCAGUGGUAUCCCCAUUCCAUCGCCCCGCGUCACCUGCAGACGAUACCGUGUUCUCCUCUCCGACAAUCCCGUCCCUUCACCACUUUGAUUCCGCGCGGUCCGGCCACCAAGAACGGGGACAUUUCAUCCGCCACCCAUCCGGAAGACAGGUUUGGAAGCCUAGAGUCGGCGACGCCUACGCUGAAUCGGCUACAUCGAGUCCGCGUUCGUCUCCUUCAUCAACUGCGUCCACUCCUGAUACCCUUCCACCAACGCCUCUCUACCUAUCCCCUGAUUUUUCGGAAUCCGCUUCUCAACUCCGAACUUCCCUCAUUGCCAUUCUCUCUUCGUCGACUUCAUCUACCAAGUGGGUCUCUGUUUCGAAUGAUCUCGCUCUCCAGAUUUUACGAUCCACGACAACAUCUCUCACUCGUCUUCCUCAAUUUGAAGCUCACCUGGCUUUCCACAUCUCUAACCCACGUUCCAAGCUGUACCUAGAUGCCGAAGAGCGUGUCUUGGCCGAACUUGGGAAUCAGCUGAAAAAGCUUGUGCAUGCUUACACGCCUCUAUCGAAUCUACAAAUAUUCGAAGCCGCGACUGCUCCAAAGACUGCUUCAGGAAGCUCAUCCGGACAGAGGAAUGGAUUUAAGGACGAGAUUUCCGAGAUCGCCACGAGAAUUGCGCAUAUUGGGCUUUUGCACUGGCGAGUCUGGGCUCCUCUGGCCUAUCUCGUCGAUCCAAAUGCCGUGGAGGACGUUCGAAUCUACUCCGCGCGGGCUAGGAGCAUGCCCUGA
Molecule: messenger RNA, 2553 nt
Organism: Drepanopeziza brunnea f. sp. 'multigermtubi' MB_m1
Lineage: Eukaryota; Fungi; Ascomycota; Leotiomycetes; Helotiales; Drepanopezizaceae
Source: RefSeq, a predicted model, not a curated record